GUGGAGCGAAGGAGGCGACAGAACAGGCUCCGUGAAGAAGUUUUAGGAAUCUAAACUGUCGUGUUUACAGCGUCUUUUAGCUGAAAAACAAACUACAGAUAAACGGCGGCGUUGACGGGGAGGCGUGAAUCGGACUCGGACACAGCCAUGGCCGGUGUGUAUGGAUGGGGCAUCAACCCAGUCCAAACAGCGAGCCCCUUCAUAGAGAUCAUCGAGCAGCCAAAGCAGAGGGGGAUGAGGUUUAGGUAUAAGUGUGAGGGACGCUCAGCCGGCAGCAUCCCCGGAGAGAAGAGCAACGACAACUCUAAGACCCACCCCGCCAUCAAGGUGCACAACUACAGCGGCCCACUGCGUGUUCGCAUCUCAUUGGUGACGAAGAACUCACCGCACAAGCCUCACCCCCACGAACUGGUGGGGAAAGACUGCAAACAUGGCUACUACGAGGCUGACCUGCAGGAGAGACGAAUACACAGUUUUCAGAACUUGGGCAUACAGUGUGUCAAGAAGAAGGAUGUGAAUGAGGCCAUCACUUGUAGGCUGCAGACCAAUAAUAACCCCUUCAAUGUUCCUGAGGCGAAGGUUUGGGAAGAGGAGUUUGACCUGAAUUCAGUUCGGCUCUGUUUCCAGGCCUCCAUCACUCUGCCUACAGGCGAUCUGUUUCCACUGGAUCCUGUGAUAUCGCAGCCCAUCUAUGACAACAGGGCCCCAAACACAGCUGAGCUGAAGAUCUGCCGAGUCAACCGCAACUCUGGAAGCUGUAAAGGAGGGGAUGAAAUCUUUCUGCUGUGUGACAAAGUGCAGAAAGAGGACAUCGAGGUGCGUUUUUUCCAGGACUCCUGGGAGGGAAAGGGCACAUUCUCCCAGGCGGACGUCCAUAGGCAGGUGGCCAUUGUGUUCCGCACACCGCCGUACCGUGACACUAACCUCUCUGAGCCUAUUAGAGUGAAAAUGCAGCUCCGCCGGCCCUCUGACCGCGAGGUCAGCGAGCCAAUGGACUUCCAGUACCUGCCUGCUGACCCAGAUGAAUACAGGCUGAGUGAGAAGAGGAAGCGUACUGGGGACAUGUUCCAGAGCUUGAAGCUGGGGCCCAUGCUAUCAAGUGUGUCCAUCCCACAAGACAGACGGCACAUAAGCCCAGCAAGGAAAACCGUCAAACCUCUGUCGAUGAAUGCACAAGCUGGUGCAGCUGUGGUGCCCCCUGGUGGCAGUGGAGCGAAACCACAGCCCUCCUACUCUUACAGUCCGCAAGGCCACCUCUUCUCAGUCCAGCCCAAGGUAGAGGCCUCCUCUUCCAUCUCUGCUGCAACUACAAACCAAACAUGGAGGAUCAUGGAGAGCUUAAACCUGGGCUCCCAACCUAAAGCUACUCCAGUGCCCAACUUCACAAUGAACCAGACACCAGCCUCCUCCUCUACCACCACCUCCACCACCGUCAACCAGGACUACUCCACUGUCAACAUAUCAGACCUUCAUGAAUUCUUUCCCAACAUUUCCUCAGCCAUGACCCAGGAGCCGGCAGCUUCUCAGGCAAGCGCAGCCUCCUCACAGACCAGCAGCUCCUUCACAAUCCAGGGCUCUCAGUUCCGGAUGGACCCACCACUUACGGACGACGAUAUCCCUGAGUUCCCUAGCUUUUCCGAAGCCCAGGCCCCAGGCGGGCUGGACAACCUAAACAUGGAUGACUUUGAGGACCUUCUGAACCCCCCCCUCAUGAAUGAGAGCGGAAACGGCGCCUCAAUGUUGUCUCACGUUUCAUGCCAACAAGCUGCCCCUCACUGCUCCUCUACUGCUGCCCAGAACAAUGCAGCAUCCCAGAACACUUCGGACCCUGCCAGCAACCCGGGAAGCACCUGGAUGAAUUACCCCAACAGCAUCGUCAACUUGCUCCAGAAUGAGGGCAUGAUUGACAUCGCACCCAACAACAACAACCACCACCGGCCCGCUGUGCUGGAUGAGUUUGACGAGUUGAUGUCUGCUGACGAGGAUCGUCUUAUUUCCAUUUUUAACAAUGGAAGUCAAGCUGGGUUUGUCUCAGGACACCCGACUUAGUUUGUAUAUGUGAUUUUUUUUAUCACGGACAUAUUUACAUAGACCACUUGUAUCUGCCCCUUUAGUUUUCAGAACUAAAACUCCUUUGUUGUCACUAAAGACAAAAAAGGAAACAAGGUGGAUAUGAAGGGCAGUAAGAGACAGAAUGUAGCGAAACUGCUUACUGUGGACAUGCCUAUUGAAAUACCUGAAAAGUGUCUUUAUGGUAUUCAACUGGUGGGUUUCGCCAGUCCUUACAAACUGUACGUCUGACAAAUGAUAAAAUACGACUGAACAUAAUCAGAUUCCAUCUCCCCUGUUAAUGGUGCGUUUAGCAACGAUCAUUAACUUUUUCAGCCCACGUUGUCAUACUGAUGUUAAAAUAUUAUCCACCAACAAAUGUUGCUUUUAUAAAGACAAUAAGAUCAGAUGCAUCUUUAUAAUGUUAUUUUCUAUAGAACAUGUUAAGCAUGUUUGCGUACUGUAUUUUUAAAACAAUGUAGGUAGGUCCGGUCAGUGUUGACAUAACUAUCACUGUCUUGAAGUGACGUGUAAAUUUGGCCUGCCUUUUUUAUUUUUAACAAAGUGGCAGGUGUUCUCAGUAAAAACUGAAUCAAAUUUAGAGGUGAUUUUUAAUUACAUAUCGCCAUGUAUUAAUAGAAUGUCCAAAUUUCUGUAGGUGGGCAGGAAAAGGUUUCUUAAAAAGGUGCCUUUGUUGAGUCUCAACAAAAUGUAGUUAUGUGUACCAAAUGAAGGUCUGCAUGUAAAUAAUUAUCAAACGAGCAACAUUAAUAAGUACAUGCUUAUAGCAGAGAAGCUUACACCAGAGGUCCAUGCAUCAGGUGUUAGAUCUUGUUGUGUCUGGUGAUAUAUCCUCUGGUUUCUUAUCAAUCAUUUUUUCUACAGUUAUUUCAUGGAUAAUGGCUUAACUGUUCGGCAGCAUGUUUCAAAUCUGUAGGUCAACUUGCUAUUAUCCUGUAGUAAAAUAUGCUUCAAGAUGAAAUUACGCUGUUUUAUACUGGUAUGCUGUAAGCAGAAUAUGUUGUAUGACUCUUUUUGCUGUAAUGAUUGAAUAAUUCUGUCUAAAGUUUCAAAACACUUUACUUGGCAAUAAAACCCAUAACAUAUUAA
Molecule: messenger RNA, 3159 nt
Organism: Micropterus dolomieu (smallmouth bass)
Lineage: Eukaryota; Metazoa; Chordata; Actinopteri; Centrarchiformes; Centrarchidae
Gene: rela
Product: v-rel avian reticuloendotheliosis viral oncogene homolog A
Exons: 11
Coding region: 148-2049 (633 amino acids)
Biological process (GO): cellular response to stress; response to cytokine; regulation of transcription by RNA polymerase II
Cellular component (GO): cytoplasm
Molecular function (GO): DNA-binding transcription factor activity, RNA polymerase II-specific; RNA polymerase II cis-regulatory region sequence-specific DNA binding
Source: RefSeq, a predicted model, not a curated record